ACCGCUUCGCACCGCGCUUGCGCCGCGGCCGCCGGGGCUGGCACUCGGGUCUCAGCCGCACCGCACUCCGCAGAGCUUUGUCUAGAAGCCGGCGGCGGGAGGGCCCGGCCGGGAGGCGAAGAUCGGGUGUGAGGCGGGAGCCGUGAGGGGGACCCGCGGCCCAGCUGAGUGCCAAGAGUCGAGGGGCGCAGGCGGCCCUUAAGGUGGACUCGCGUUUAAGGUGGACCGGUCCCGUAAGGUGUCCCGGGAGUUAAGGUGGAUCGCGCUUAAGGUGGACUCGCCGCCAAGCCGCGCCUGCGAGGCGGGAAGGGCCGGGGCUCGGCAUGGAGAGCCCCGCCUGAAGCGGCUGCCGGAGGAGCCGCGCCGGUCCGUCCUGAGGAAGAGAUGGGGAAGGCCCGCUGCUGAGGAGCCAACUUCUCCCUGGCCUCUAACAAUGACCAGCUCCCGGCCGUUCUGCAGGAAGAGGCAGCCCAUGGACGAGGGCGAGCUCUGAAGCCGUCCCGGCCGCAGUCUCCCCGCCGGCCCCGGGGAGCCCCCGGAGCAGCGACAUGGAGACGGUGGGAAAGUUUGAGUUCAGCAGAAAGGACCUGAUCGGGCACGGAGCCUUCGCUGUCGUCUUCAAAGGCAGACACAAAGAGAAACCCGAGCUGGAAGUAGCUGUGAAAUGCAUUAACAAGAAAAACCUUGCAAAAUCUCAAACUCUGCUCGGCAAGGAAAUAAAAAUACUUAAGGAACUGAAACAUGAAAACAUCGUGGCCUUGUAUGACUUCCAGGAACUGGCAAACUCUGUCUAUUUGGUUAUGGAGUACUGUAAUGGUGGUGACCUGGCAGACUAUCUUCACACUAUGCGGACACUUAGUGAAGACACCAUCAGGCUCUUUCUCCAGCAGAUAGCAGGUGCCAUGAAAAUGCUGCACAGCAAAGGCAUCAUCCAUCGGGACCUGAAGCCCCAGAAUAUCCUCCUUUCCUAUGCAGGAGGCAGGAAAUCAAAUCCCAACAACAUUCGCAUCAAGAUCGCUGACUUUGGGUUUGCCCGAUACCUACAGAAUAACAUGAUGGCAGCAACAUUAUGUGGUUCACCAAUGUACAUGGCACCAGAAGUCAUUAUGUCUCAACACUAUGAUGCCAAAGCUGACCUCUGGAGUAUAGGAACCAUCAUUUAUCAGUGUUUGACAGGAAAGGCUCCUUUUCAGGCCAGCAGCCCCCAGGACCUUCGUCUCUUCUAUGAGAAAAACAAGAUGCUGAUGCCGAACAUCCCCAGGGAGACAUCAAGCCACCUGAGGCAGCUGCUGCUGGGCCUUUUGCAGCGUAACCAUAAGGACCGCAUGGACUUUGAUGAAUUUUUCCAUCACGCGUUCUUGGAUGCAAGUGCCUCUAUGAAAAAAUCUGCUUCCGUGCCAAUGCCUUCUUAUCCCAGUUCAGGCUCCGGCAGUUCCUCCAGCAGCUCUUCUACUUCCCACCUGGCAUCACCUCCUCAGUCCAUUGGAGAGAUGCAGCAGCAGCUGCAGGAGAAGGCUCUGGCAUCUCCUACCCAGGAUUCCCCUGGCUUUCUGCAUGGAUCUAAGGACUCUGCUGGAAGCAGCAGUAAGAAUUCAUCCUGUGACACAGAUGACUUCGUUAUGGUCCCAGCACAGUUCUCAAGUGAUAUAACUGCAGAGGCUGCAGGAGGGAAACCAAUCCAAGACAGUCUGAUGUACAGUGGGAGUUCUCUGGUGACUUCUGCAGGCUUGGAGAGCCAGGGAAGGACAUCUUCUCCUUCACCCCCAUAUAGCAGUUCUCCUAGUCCAUCCAGCAGGCCAGGUCAGUUUUCUAGCAGCAAGUACGGACACUCCGUGCCCAUUCCAGUCCCAACACAAAUCCAUAACUACCGUCGGAUUGAGCAGAACCUGCAGUCUCCCAAUCACUACACCUCUCCACGGUCUGGUGCAGUCCGGAGAUCUAGCAGUACAAGUCCUCUUGGUUUUCCUAAAACUGGUGCUUCCCCUCCUUAUCCUGGAGAGCAUGGAUCUGUGCCCAGCUCCAGAAAGCUCUCCUUUGGUGGUGCCAAGCCAUAUAUGCCAUCACCCCAAGUUGGAACAAUCCCAGAGCAGCCCAGCCAGACUGUUAUCCCCUCUUCUCUUGGAGCAGAAGUGAGAAGCCGGAUUCCCGUGGCCGGCUCCUCAGUGCCCGAGCACUCUCCUCGAGGGAUGGGCUCCCGGCUCCACAGUGCUCCCAACCUGUCAGAUUUGCAUUCCUGCAGGCAGAAGAUAACCAAGCAGCACUCUGAUCCUCUCGUGGCUCACUUUGGUCAUACCCCAGUCAGUCAGCCUCUGCAGGUUCAUGGCUUGCAGCACUGCCGCCAGCUCAGAUCCUCACCAAAGCUCUCAGAGUUCAUGCAGAGAAGCCCUUUGCCAACUAUAAUGGGCUCCCCUACAAAGGCUGUGUCCCCCUUUGAGUUUCCCAAGACCCCAAGUUCCCAGAAUCUCCUCACCCUCUUGGCCCAUCAGGGGGUCAUGAUGACUCCGACACGGAACAGGACCUUGCCAGAUCUGAAGGAGAUGGGGCAUUUCCACUGCCAGCAAACUGGCUUGGGGCUGAGGCCUGUGGAAGAGAUCAAGGGCAGAUCUCUAAGCACAGGCAGGCUCACUGACCUGCUUCUGAAGGCAGCCUUUGGAGCACAGAUCUCUGAAGCUGGCAGCAACGACAGCCUGAACAAUGAGAAGCCAAUGGAAAUUGCGGCUCCCUCAGGUGCUUACGGAGGGACCCUGCACUCUGGUGCCCGGGCUGGGGGCUCUGCCAGCCCAUCCCCAGUGAUUUUUACUGUUGGAUCCCCUCCCAGUGGAACAACCCCCCCACAGACCACGAGGACCAGGAUGUUUUCAGUGGGCUCCUCCAGCUCUCUCAGCUCUGGAGGCUCAUUCACUGGCAGGCACCUGGCUGUGGGAACUGGUGGGGAUGCUGUGGAAGGACCUUCCAGCCUCCGGUACACUUUUGCUGAUGCCAUCACUGCCAACCUGGAAGGGGCUGUUACUUUUGAAGCACCAGAGUUGCCUGAGGAGACACUCAUGGAGCAAGAGCACACGGACAUCCUGCGCAGCCUCCGCUUCACUUUGGCCUUCGUCCACUACGUGAUGGAAAUUGCUGCCCUUAAAGGCAGCUCCAGUGAGAUGGGCAGCUCAGUGACCUCUGAGUACCAUCUCCAGGAGAGCCUGGUGGCAGACCAGAUCAGCCUUCUCAGCCGGGAGUGGAGCUAUGCAGAGCAGCUCGUGCUGUACCUGAAGGUAGCAGAGCUUCUGUCCUCGGGGCUGCAGAUGGCCAUAGAGCAGAUCAAAGCUGGCAAGCUCUGCCUCUCCUCCACUGUCAAGCAAGUUGUGAAGAAACUGAAUGAACUUUAUAAGUCCAGUGUAUCAUCCUGCCACUGCCUCAACAUGAGACUCCAGAGGUUCUUCUUGGACAAGCAGAAACUGAUGGAUCGGAUCAACAGCAUCACAGCUGAGAAGCUCAUCUUCAGCUAUGCUGUGCAAAUGGUGCAAUCUGCAGCCCUGGAUGAGAUGUUCCACCACAGAGAGGACUGUGCACAGAGGUACCACAAAGCUCUGCUGCUGAUGGAGGGGCUCCUGAACAUCAUCACUGAACAGGGGGACAUAGAAAACGUCAGUAAAUGUAAGCUGUGCAUUGAGCGCAGGCUGUCAGCUCUGCUGUCGGGGUUCUGUGCCUGAUUUCAGUGGUCUUGUUCCUCAUGCACCUCGCCCCAGCUGAUCCCUUUGUUUCCAACAGCCUGCUGCUGCAGUGGGAAACGAGUUUAGCAGUAGGAGGAGACCUGGAGGAUUGAACUGCUCCAAAUGUUUUGUGUUUUUGACAUUCUGGGAAGUUUGUUCCACAGACUUGGAUUCCUUUUUUAGGAUUGUGUGACUGCAGCAAGCACCAACACUUCCCUGCCCAAAGGCCUGGGCGAAGAUGUAGUCACUGUGGAAAGGUUUCCCUCACUGGCAGAGGGGAGGAAGGAUGAAAAUCUGCUUCUCCCCAGCACCUUGAAGGAUAAGACUGCUGCCUACCCCUCUUGCUUAAGAACAGGGUAUUCCAGUGCUGUGUCCAUUGCAGGCAAUGGAUGUGCUGAAACUGCUGGCUUCAGUUAAAGUUGGAGGGUGUCAUUCAGAAAUCAAGGCCAGUUUGUGUACUUUCCCCCACCCCCAGCUGAGAGCCAGGCAUCUUCAAGCUUCCUGGCCACCCAAGGCUUCUCUCCUUUGUCCCUUCCCAUAUGUCUUUAUGUCUUGGAGUGCUUACUGAAUGGCAGAGAGGAGGGAGAAGGUGCUGCAGAAGCAGCUUCUACCUUCUACAGACUCAGCAAACAAGGCAGAGGACACGCUGCUGCGGGGAAGUUUGCAUCUCCCGUGGCUGCCAUGCAGAUUGAUUGCCUCAAAGAGACUGCGGAGGAGACAGGAGUACAACAGAAAGUGGAAUGUUCCUUCCAAUGUGUUCUUAAGAAGCCAAGAUGAAUCUCUUCCUCCCUUGGUCCCCAAGCUCAGCGGGAUCAACAUGAAAGACUCCUGGCUGUUCGGCUCAGCCUGUCAGUACAUAUCCACCAGGAGGAAGCCCUGGCACUCUCCUGCUUUCAGCUCUUGCUCCAUAACCCCUUUCCUGAACCCUCUUCCCAUCCCAAACUGAAAACACUAGCUUUGUGAAUCAAAGGAGCACUUUACACACUAUGGGAACUUUGAGAAGUUGACUUUGCAUCACACGACAACCCAGGAACAUCACGACUGUUAGGAAUGCUGUUGUUAUUAUUCCUUUCCUUGCUUCCUGGUUGUUUCAUUGCACUACGUGUGUGCAUAUAUUAAUAUGUAUUCCUGAGGGUGAAUAUAUAUUGAUAUAUCUAUGGUUUGUGUGUAACUGUACGUAUUUAACUGUACUGUAUCUUGUGAGUGUGAGGCAAAAAAGCACUGCAGAGUCUGUGCUGUUCCUCCUCCACACCAGGCAAAGCUGACUUGCAGUCUGGCAGUACCAAGGUGUGUUGUGUUUUGUUGUUUGUGUUUUUAGUUUUUUUUUAAUUUAAAUGUUCUUAAAAAGGACAGUCAAUAUAAAGCUCCAUGCUUUUUAAGAGCUCAAGAACAGAUGUUAAAACCCUACACACAAUUCGAAAUGCAUUUUUUUAAGAAGUUUUAUUUGCUGCUUCGUUUGUUGUUGGUUUUUUUUAUAUAUAAAGAAAUCUUGUAGUGUUCAGUUUUAUGUUCAGCAUUUCUUUUAAGGAGACUCUAGCCAAAUGAGACUGUGGGUGUGAGUGGCUCGAGUUCUGGUCGAGGCUUUGGAUGCUGUGAGCAUGUGGGUGAGAGGAGAGCUGGCUGCCUUUCCCUCUGUCUGAGUGCGCGUGUGUGUCUUUAAUUUAUCAGAGUCAUGGCAGUAUUUUGGUAGCUCUGGGCAGAAAAGUAUCUUCAAAAGCAACUUGAAACCUCAGGCUUUGGGUUUUUUUUUUGGGAUCUCCAAAUAUUUUGCACGUGGUGGUAAAGUCCUCGUUGCUUUUUUUUUUUUCUCUCUCAAUUCGGGCACGUCCGGUGUGAUACAUCACAAGGGGUUCAGGAGUAACUUGAUUUGCUUUGUUCCAGCAUCAUUGGAUGAACAAGGCAACGUGGGUGUUUCUGAUCACAGAGCAGAAAUACAGAUAAGAAAAUUUUAAAAUACUUCAGGUUGCCCCAUCUAGGGAAGUUUUAAGUGUAGCUUUCACAAGUGCUUCAGUAUUGGGCUCGUGUUACACUGUACAUUCACAGCCUGCUGCUUCUGUGGCCGUUUUGCUUGUGCCUGGGGAAAAAAAAAAAAAAAAAAAGAGGGGAAAAAAAAGAAAAAAAGGCAAAAACAACCAACCAACUCCCCCAGCCUGUGGCCAGAAAUGCCAAGGAGACACAGACUGCUUCUGAAAGGCUUUUACCAGUUCUGCAAAGGGCUGUGCUGCAGGUGGGAGUGGUGCACUGGGAGGCAGCACGAAAGCACUAAAGCCAGGACUGACUCUGCAAUACAGACACCUGCUAUGUACCCAGGACCCCCCCAGCACCCUCCUGGGACCCCCGAGCCUGCACCCACAGCCUCCUGCCAAGGGGAAGCCCAGCCUGGGAUCCACACGUCUGCUGCAGAUCCCCGUGUGUGGCAAGCUCAGCACUAACCUUCCAGCUGUACUUAAUUACUUGAAUGUAUCAAAAUUGUCCACAUUCAAUGUAUACAAGUAUAUAUUGCUCCAAAAAAAUUGUGGUUUACAGACCUACAACCAAUAUAUAUAUGUGUUUGUGUAUAUACAUACAAGGAUAUGUGUGUGUGUGUGUGGAUGUAUAUAGAUACACACACAAAUGCAAACGUGUAUAUAUGUGUUUUCUCUCAAUACUUGAAACUUAGCCACUGUGCUUGAAUAAAAAAAAUAAAAAAAAAAAUACAAAAAAA
Messenger RNA from Calypte anna (Anna's hummingbird), 6402 nucleotides. RefSeq names its product unc-51 like autophagy activating kinase 1 (gene ULK1). Bases 549 to 3698 code for a protein of 1049 amino acids. Gene Ontology annotation, cellular component: autophagosome; cytoplasm. The record is from RefSeq and is a predicted model, not a curated record. Gene Ontology annotation, molecular function: ATP binding; protein serine/threonine kinase activity. Gene Ontology annotation, biological process: protein autophosphorylation; autophagy; autophagosome organization. The transcript has 29 exons. NCBI's taxonomy places the organism in Eukaryota, Metazoa, Chordata, Aves, Apodiformes, Trochilidae.